GGUCUGUGGCCAUGAGGUUUCGGGGACAGGACAGAGAGGGGUGGAGAUGAACUGCUACUUUUACAAACUUUCGUCUCCCUCUUUUCAGCCCCACCCGGCACCGCGUCUUUUGGUGACAUCUGUUUUCACCCAUUCCUGAGUCAGACUUCUUCAGUGCAAUCAGCAUUUAUUGGUUUCCCACACCACAGGUUUAGGCUUUAGCCUUUUCCAAGUCCACUAAGUCACACUCAGCCCUCAGGCUUUUCAGCUUUCAAACCUGUCUUGACCUCUCUCAGACUUGGCUGUCUUCCCUCCUGUUCCCUUUGACCUUGUGAGUUUACACCUUUUGAUUCCUUUACUGCCAGUUGCGUGGCAUUUCAGGAGGAAGCAGACAUGAAUUCAGCCACUCACUUGCUGAAAGAGUUGGACAAGUGACUUCACUUCUCUGAGCCUCUGUUUCCUAUUAGCAAAGUAAGGGUGAAAAGACCUGCCUUGCUAUAUUGUUUAAAUGAGAAAACAUAUGUGAAAGCCCAGUGCCUGGCACAUCAUGCUUCUUGAUGUUCGCUCCGUCCCUUCCUGACUAGAAUAUCGGGGAGGAAUUAUGUUCUUCUGUUACAUUCACCAAGAAGCAUAAACUUAACCUUGUGCCUUUUUUACCUCCUGGGGACAGUGGGACACCUGGAGAUGUACGUGAGAGCUGAGAUAUAGUCUGGGAACUCUUGGGAGCUGGGCCCUUGGCGUGGGGCCCAAAGACUGGGGCAAAUUGGAAGCCACAGGUCACAUUCCAGCUCUCAGUCAGUCUCAGUUACAACACCCACAGGUCUAUUCCUCCCGCCAACUCCUGGCACUGCCUGUGCCACCCUUUUGGCGCUAGGCAAAAUCUGCCUUGUGACAACUUUCAUCUGGGAUUUCUCUAUAAGCUCUCAGUACAUGGAGCUUACAAUAUUUGUGGGUCUUGGGUUGGAAUCUCCUUGAGGGACCUUUCCUUAUAAUUAGGAGGACCACAAAAAAUCACAGAAAUGGAGGGUGUUCAAGCCAUAAUUUUACAUGGAGGUUAAUAAGACUUAAUAUGUGGUGGGCCUAGAACCCAGACUUCCACAUCCUCAGACAUCUGCUUUUUCCAUAGAAUUCAGGCAUCUCUCUGAGAUCAUUGCUGGGCUAGGCCUUUGGGGGGAUGACCCCCAAUAAACACUGAUUCAAGAAAAGAUUCUAAAGAAACAAUUGUGUGUGUCAUCCUCUUUGAGCUCUAAGAAUGGGUUCCCAAGGCCCCUUUUCUUGUGUUUACAUUAACCCAAGUGCAGUAUAGAUAGAUUUUGUGCACAGUCUCUGUGAUGAAUAUAUUACAUGCUGUGUCUCAUUUAAUUCUCACAGCAACCCUAUGGACUUGUGACUAUUAUAGAUCCUACUUAACAGAUCAGAAAACUAAGGCUCAAAGAGGAGAAGGAAGCUGACCACGGUCACACAGCUAGGAAGAGGUAAAGGUCAGACUCUGAUCUGAUUAGUAUCAAGAAAAAAUGUUAUUCCAGACAUCUCAGGCCCCCUCUGGAGUCCUGGGUCUGGUUUCAGGUGUCAUAUUUAAGGGAGACACUGACACAGGAAUGAGGGACCCCUGAGGGGCACCGUCACCCCAAGGAAUGUUUGAAGGUACUGAGAAUAUUUAGCCUGGAGAAGAAAAUCCCCAGGGAACAAACAAUUGCUGUUUUCAAGGGCAGAAAGCUCCUGUACUUAGAAAUAGGUUGAGUUCAACAGGACAUCUGCCAGCCAUUUGUUGUGAGUCAAAGGGACGUGCUACCUCCGACUGCUAUCGCCACCUAUGGGCGGGAAGUAAAAUCGAUGUUCUAGCUACCUUGAUUCUUUCCAUCCAUGGAUGUUGAGUUUGUUUCAUACACAGAAGUGUGUUUACCUCUGACACACCAUCAUGCAGAAGAGAUAACAGAUUUACCUUUGUGGAGAGAGAACUAGGACCAACGGGUGAAAACUACAGGGAAGAAGAAUGUUGGCUCCAGCACAAAGAUUAAUUUCCUGACCUUUAAAGCAUGUUGAUAACUCAAGAGCCUGCUCGAGAGUAGUGAGUUUCUUGUCUGUGGAAGAGAUCAAGUCAUGCUGAAUCUCCUUUCUCUCAGGGGAUGGAGAGAAAGCAGUGUUCCAGUGUUUUGGUGGAGGAUUUUCACAGAUUACCCCCUCUGAGUUAUGGUUGGUCAUUUGCAAACAGGUCUGCUGGGGGUAGUUGUGUCUUGGUCGUCUUAUCCAUGGAGGAACUUCGAGGCCAGGCAACAGGGAAGGAGGGUCCACUGAAUAGUAUAUUUGAAAGUGGUUGAAAUGAUAAAUGUUAUAUUGUGUGUAUAUUACCACAAUAAAAAUAAAAAGGAAAAAGAGGGAAGGAGGGUACUGCUGGUGCAGAGCAGUGGGGGAGACAGGUGGGGUCUGGCAACGGAUGUCUUCCAGCCAUGGCUCUUUCACUUGACUAAGAAGAAUCAGGGAAGGGUGGGUCAGAGAAUAAAUGGUCCUGACCUCCUUGCCCCUUCGCCACCUGUCCUAACCACUUCCUUCCACCCUGGGCCAUUUGUAAACAACCCAAGCUCCUUGCAGAUUCUGUCAAUGUGAUUAAAGCUCAGUGGAGGACAGAGGAUCAGGGCAUGGUCAAGGGCAGGGACCAGUCAGAUAGGAGUCAGGGCUCUGGCUCUGCCUGCGGCUUUCCACCCUGGGUGGGUGUCCUCCUAAAAGCCCCACACUGACUAGAGCCCUGGUGCUGGGCCAUUUGUACCUGGCGAGGAUUUAGAGAGAAGGGACUAUGAAAUCAGACAGGCUGCAGCUUAUAUCCUAGCCGGGCUGCUUAUUUUCCUUGUGAGCUUCGGUCGGCUUCUUCUCUCUGAGCUUCAAUUUGUUCGUGUAUAGAAUGGACACAGUGAUUGCAUCUUGUGAAAAUUAAAUGAGACCUGGCACAUAAAGCACUGAGUCCUGUGCCUGGCAUAUGGUUUAUUAUUAUAUAAGUUAUAUAUAUAAUAUAUAAUAUUUUUAUAUAAAUUUACCUCUGCCAGUGAAAACUGGCUUCACCCUCCUACACUCUCCCCCGUUUUCUAUGGCCACGGGCCCCAGCCAUGGACACAUUUGAUACUGAAAUUCCCUUGCUGGAUCUCACUGGGUUAGCAAGAGUGGCUGGGGACCCUACACAUGAAAACACCCACAUCCUUGGCCAUCAUUGCUCCAUCACUCUCCCUCCCACCCUCGCAGAUGUGGCAGGAACAGAGAUGUAAUUGGGAGCCCUCAGUCCUGAGAUGAGGCGAGGUGUGCUCUGAGAUUAUUCACCAUCCCCCCAAAAGAAGAGAAACUGGGCCCAUUCAAAAGGGUGUCUGCCCCUGGUACUUGGCACCCAGAGGUCAUCCCUACAGGACUGUGGAGGAGCCUGUGUCCUGGAGGCUGUGUGUGGGUGUGUAUGUGUGUGUACACGCAUGUGUGUGUUCCUGUAGUGCUGCUCAUGCACCUGUGCAAAGGGCAGGGUGGUGCAGUGGGAAGGAAACAAGCUUUGAACUCUGCAAGGCCUGGGUUCGAACACCAGCUCUGCAGCUGCCCAGCUCUGUGACCAUGGAGACUUGACUUUAUAUCCCCAAGUCUCAGGUUCCUCAUUUGACAUGAGGGGAGCGUAAACCCCAUCUUAUACUUUGCUAAUUAAAUGAGGUCAUGGAUUUAAAAAAAAAAAAUGUUUGGCACAAGGUCUCGGCACUUGACAGGCACUCAGAUGGACGCUUCUGUCAUUGUUUGUGCACUUUGGUUUAAUGGUGGAUGUGCCCAAUCCAUGAUUGCACUGCAUGUCUCUCUCACUAAAUGAUCCUUGAUCACCAGUCUCCUUUCUGUUUUCAAAAGGAAAUGUAAGAAAAAAUCACCAGCAAGUCUUGUCAGUUUGAUAUUGGUUGGGAUAGAAGCGGAGGGUUUAAGGAAAUGCACACCAAAACUCUUUAUGUGCAGGGAUGGGGGGGUGUCUCUCCUUGGGGGCAGAGAUGGCGACAGGGUGUUGGAGAGGACCUUCCUUCCAAGUUCCAUUUGCCUGACUUACUUUUUUUUAAAAUUUUUUUCCAGUUUACUUUUAUAGAAAGAAUUUCUCCUUGUUUUUUGCUCCAUGUCCAACUGUCUCUAAUUUAAUUCAGCAAAUCUUUACUCAUAGCCACUAUAAUACUAAGAGCAACUGUUUGCUGAGCACUUGAAAACACUUUCCACACAGAAGAGCCAGACUGUGCGCUGAGGGGAGGCCAAGGGCUAUGAAAAAGAACUGCAAAUACUUACUGCCCCCCAGGAGCUGACAAUGUAGGUGGGAGGUUAACUGCCAGACGAGCCCCUGAGAUGAUGGCUGUGGUCGGGCCUGUCUGCAGAGCCCUGCUCUGGGAACGCAGAGAGCAGAAUUAUUAAUUCUGUUGGGGUGGGCACCUCCUUUGGAGAGGGGCGACCAGGCUGAGUCUUGAGGGGUGUGUUCAUUUUGCUGGGUGGCAGUAGUGGAGCCUGGUAGACCUGGGCCUGGUGAAGAUGGUUGAGAGGCAGGAAGAAAAGUUGGGGGCUGUGGGGAGGUCAGGCAGAGCCAUGUGGGUGGCCCAGGGACCUGCCCUUCUUUGAGAUCCCCUGAGUCAGGGGAGGCCUGAGGACUGGGCCUCUGGGAGGAGGGGACAGGCAAGGGCAGCUUCCAGGCAGGGCCCCAGGCUUACAGGAGGGCAGAGAAGGUGAAGGCAGAGCUCACCUUAUGGAUCAAUAAGGUCAAGACACAGAGGACCACUCUGAGGCUGCAAGGACCACAGGGGCAGACCACAGCCACCAGAGCCCUCAGUCUGGAUGCAGAUGACCCUGUUCCAAUAGAUGGCACCAGUGGGGUAUCGACCUGUUUCCUUCAGAAGCUGGGAGGGUGGGGGAGCUGCAGCCCACAGUGGGGACUCUUAGGAGAUUCCCAGUGUUGGGGUCUGGGGAGGCCAAAGCCUGGGGUCAUCAGCCCAGUGUCAGCAAAGACCAGGAAUGUCGGGGGAAGAUGGAAUGAGGGGGGCUUGGUCCCCCGUGACAGCAGCUUGGCAGAGACAGGUGUGGGUAGCCACAAGCCUCAAAACUGGGGGGUUGAAACAGCAAGUCAAGGGCUUUCACAGCCAGGUAAGUGUGAGCAGCGGGAGUGGCUGACUGAUUUUGAGCCCAGGACUGAUGUGACAAGCCUAUAGCCUAUCUCCCCUAGAACGUAAGCUUCUGAAGGCAAGGAGGAGGCUCUCAUUUCACUAGUAUAUUCCCAGCAUCUGGCACAGUGUAGGUCACUUAGUAGAUGCUCAAUUAAUAUUUGUUUGAUGAAUAUGUAGAAACACAGUAUAUACAAUGUUUAUGGAUAUAGACAUACGUAGCAAACGUUUAAAACUUUCAGGAGAAGAAUAUAUACUAACAUCAAAGUAGUAGUUAUUUUGGGACAGGGAGGAAAUGGGGUUUGGAAUAGGGAAUAGGGACUUCAGCUAUGUGUGAAACUUUUCAAAAAAAUAAAUAUGACUGUAAACAUUUGUUAAAUAUAGGAUAGGUACAUGAAGUUCUAUUACAGGCUUCAUAAUUUAAAAAAUGUCUUACUUUUCAAAAGGAAAUAAAUUUACAAACGAAUAUUUUUUAAAUGUGCAAAAUAACUCUUUUCCAGAAGGUGGAUUAUGGCUUCUUAGGAUUACAAACAGGCCUACAUAAUGCUUCUCUUGAUGCAGAUCCUUCAUGGGCCUCCAGAUCAUCAUCAGCUGUAUUAAGUGUUACUCUAAAAUAGUGGUGCAAAACCUGGUUUUGUUUCCCAUUUCUUGCUCCCCUUUUUUAUAUCAUUGUGCCUAAAACAUAAUUCUAGGUGGAGGAUCUCAAUACUUCUUUCUGGUUUCACAUUAUCGUAUUAACUGCAUACCUCCUUGCUCACUCCUUAAGUGUAGGAUUACAGGACUGUGAAUUUUGAUUCCUGGUGCUUAAGGAAAGAAGAUGCACUGUGCAGUCAGAGACUUAUGUUUGGGCCCCAGCUCCAUCUCUUCCUAGCUGUGUGACCUUGGGCAAAUCACUGAGCCACUUCUCAGCCUCAGUUUGCUCAACAGCAAAAUAUGGAUGCUCCCUACUUUUCAGCUAUUGAGAGAAUCAAAUGAGAUAAGAGAGUGAGUGAAAGCACUUGGGACAGAUCCUGGUGCAUGGUAGAUGCUUAACACACUUUAACUCUCUUCCCCAUGAGAGCUCAACCUGACCUUUGUUUGCUCUCCUCUCCCAUUGGCCCACCCCAACCAUGCCCAUCCUUCAAGGCCCACUGACAUUUAUCUCCUCUGUGAAAUCUUUCUUCACAACCCAGUGGCUCAUGACACUGAUUACUUAAUGAUCAUAGUUAAAUUUUCCAUCUGCUUAUUUUUCCCCCUUAGAUUGGAAAGCUUUGGAAAGCAGGAACACCAUUUCAGGCAUCACCGCAGGGUGGUGAAAGGACCACUAGACUGAGAGGUAGACAUGCUGGGUUACGUUCUACUAAUUAUACUUGGGAGCCCCACGUAGCCUUUUGGGCUUCAGUUUUAUCAGUAAAAGGGCUGCCACACAAGGUUUCUAGAAGAUCAGUUCAGACAUUCUCUGUGAAACAUAUUUAGGAGUUUAAUAAAUACUGUUAAUGAAGUAAAACUGCUUUGAACACUGAGCUUCUUUACAAACGUUGGACAUUAUUUUCAAUUACCACAGUAAUUGUAUUUACCGUCUGCUAAGAGAACAGCAUGUUUGAAUAUUUUCCAAGUCAUCCAGAUGAAGAUCCGAAAGGCAUCAUCAUACACGGAUAAUAAGGCUUACUCUGGAUUUAAACAAAAUUUCUUCUUUCCUCUCAGCAGGAUCAAGAUGACCACAGCCACCCCACUGGGGGAUACCCCCUUCUCGUUGAACGUGACCACCGGGGGAGAAGACUUUCUGUAUCAGAGUUCUGGAGCCAUCGUUGCUGCCAUUGUGGUGGUGGUCAUCAUCAUCUUCUCUGUGGUUCUGAUCCUGCUGAAGAUGUACAACAGGAAAAUGAGAACCAAACGGGAGCUGGAACCCAAGGGCCACAAGCCAGCCUCCCCUGCUGGCCUGGGCCCAAACAGUAACAGCAGCCAACACCCUGCAACGGUGACCUUCGGCCCUGUCGACGUUCACGUGGAAGAUCGGUGAUCCCCACCCUGGCACCACCUCAGCCACUGUCCCAAGGACCCUCUCCAGAGUCAAGACCAAGAAGCAUGCUUCUCCUCUGGCAGUUUCACAUCGACAGAGGCAUCUGUUACGCAAUAUCUGAUGCUUCUUACAACCCCCAACCCCUUCCUGCCCUGCCCCACCCAACUAUGCUCAUAUCCCUGCGGCCACCCUACCAAAAAGCCACAGAAUUUUCUUUUGUCACCUGGCAAGGUAGAGCUGUGUUGGGAAUCCACUAAUGUGGGUUUGAUAGACAGACAGACAUAAAGGCCAGGAGUCUUCUGUUCAAAAAUCAGGGACAGGGCAUCCUUCUCUGAGAGUCUCAUGACAGGAUGUGCCAGCGGGGCCAUCUCAGAGUCAGUGAGCUUUGAAGAGCAAAGUAUUCCAUCCUGUAAUCAGGCACAGGGGUGCUAACCUGGACCAACUAACCAGAAAACCAACUUGUUAAUUUAUAACUUGUUCCAGUACCAGAUGACCGCUAACUAGCUUAUUGAUCAGCACAUUCUUCCCUCUUUAAGGAAGGUCACUGGAAAAGCUGAAUUCUUCUCAAAAGGUCUCUACUUAAUUAGUAUAGAGUCAGGGUGGAAGGAGUAGGGUGAUCUUGAGGAAUAAUGGCAGUGACCUUGUUGCAAUGUCCACAGGCCUGGAACAAACCUGGUGACUGGCCAGGGCUCCUCCACUCCACAGGGCUGGGUUAAACCCUGACCCAGUCUCAUUCUUGGCUCCCCUGUAUUUGGACUGCAAGCAACCCUGACUAUUCUGUUAAGAUACAGUCCUUACCUCCAUUGGCCAGUGUUUGGAGACUGAUUAGAUUACCCUUCUGUUUGUGAUACCUAUGCUCUUCCUUGCAGAGAUUGAAGACAUAGUCGAAGUCACAUCCACAAACCAUUUCUUGGUAGAGAGCUGAUCUCUUUGACUCCUUGGUCUGGAGAACAAGCUACAGUAGGGGGAAAGCAUUUGGAAAUUAAGAUCUGCCUACCAAGUCCCACUUCCAAACUGUGUGGCCUUGGGAAAAUGCCUUGACCUCUCCAACUUCAGUUUCCUAAUCCAUGAAGUGGGAAGGAUAACAUCUGCCUCACUGGGUUAUUAUAACAAUUAAUAGACUUAGCAAAGCACCUUGCAUAGUGCCUGAGACCUAGAAGAUUCUUAAUAAGUGGGAGCCAGUAUUAUUAUUUUUUUUCUUUGAUUGCAAGACAUACAGUUGUUCACGUUUUAAUGAUUCUGAAAUUAGAACAUGUCUUACAAUCGAUGGGUCCCUCUCAAGGCAAUCUGCAUCUUAGAAUUAAUGGCAUCUUAAAAACAAGGUGAUAAAUCUUUAUUCUGUUACAGAAAGUGACACACUCUUGACAUUUAACGUCAAAUUCUAGGAGUCUCUCUCUCUUGGGGUCAGAAAUCCCUUUUGAGGGGAAAUCGAAGCUCAGAGAGGAAAGAGGACUUACCCAAGGUCACACAGCUCAUGUCAUCCCUCUAAAAAAAAUUCUCAUUUGAAGAGCUCUGGAGAAAUACUGGCAAAUUCUUCCUAGCCUUCUUUUCUUCCUACCAUAGUUAAAUAUCCACCAAGCACCAGGCAAGGGUGCUUUCAAAUGUUAUCUCAUAGGAUUUAAUUUUCCCAAUAACCUUGGGAGAUAAGUGUUAUUUUUUUCCAUUUGCAGUUGAGAAACUGGGACUCAAAAAGAAAAAAAAUACUUGCACAAAGUCCAACUACUAGUAACUUGCAAAGACGGGAUUCAAAACCAGGUGUCUUUGACUCCAAAAUCCAUCUUUCUGCUAUAUCACAUUCGUGCCCUGCCAUCUUGGCUCAAAGAAACACUGAUUCUUUUGUGGGCUGAACAAGAAGAGGACAGGUUAGUCCACGUAUCUGAAUGGAGGUCAGGGGUCUAGUUUCCAAGCUAUAAGUGGGGGACAAAGCCACUUUGGUAGCCUUCUUUGGGCUUCCAUGAGUGCAGCCAAAGGACCCCUUUCUAAACCCAUCCAAGCGCUAAGGAUUCCUGAAUCAUUCUCCCUACUACUUAGGUCCAAGGUGCAAGAGGAGGGAUGGAACAUAACCAGGGCAAAGCCAUUUCUUUGGGAUCUCAAGCCUCAAACAGAGCUGCUCCCCUAAACAUACAAUGCUUUAAAAAACAGCAACAACAAUAACAAAAACUCUUUUGGAACGUUCCAGCCAUGAAACCAAACUCUUCUGCCCACAGUGAGGUCUUCCUGGGGUUACCCUCCCAUAUACUCUUUGACCAAAUGAAAGCUUGGAAAUGGAGGGAAGAGGGGGAGGAGGAGUAAUGGGGUGGGGGCAAAUAAAAGGUUUUAAUGUUUUGUUCUUAACUAAUGAAGAUAAUUCAACAAACAUCCUUUGAAGGGCUCCUAUGUGCAAGUUAAGGUGCUACUAAAUACAUUAAGACAUGGUCCUUGCUCUCAAGGAGUCUACAGCUGAUCUCCUUGGGGCAGGGAUCUUACAACACUGUUGGAUAUUUCACUUCUGACAAGGUACCUUUGUUAACUGACGCUGCCUCAUUUGGCCACUGAAUCAAUAAAAUAUAUUAAAUGCUUAAAGAAAGAUAUUUAAAAAUAAAAAUGUUUAAGUCAAA
Messenger RNA from Choloepus didactylus (southern two-toed sloth), 9713 nucleotides. RefSeq names its product non-compact myelin associated protein (gene NCMAP). Lineage: Eukaryota; Metazoa; Chordata; Mammalia; Pilosa; Megalonychidae. The transcript is spliced from 3 exons. Gene Ontology annotation, cellular component: paranode region of axon; Schmidt-Lanterman incisure; plasma membrane. The coding region runs from base 6721 to 7116 and encodes 131 amino acids. Gene Ontology annotation, molecular function: structural constituent of myelin sheath. The record is from RefSeq and is a predicted model, not a curated record. Gene Ontology annotation, biological process: regulation of myelination; peripheral nervous system myelin formation.